Molecule: messenger RNA, 3599 nt
Organism: Schistosoma bovis
Lineage: Eukaryota; Metazoa; Platyhelminthes; Trematoda; Strigeidida; Schistosomatidae
Source: the annotation of a GenBank genome assembly
AUUAUUAUUAUUAUUAUUAUUAUAUUUAAGACUAUCAUGACUAUUUUUUGGCAUUUUUGACAAUGUUAAACUAUUUUAAAGUGUUACUAUUUUUGAAGGAUUAGUGACUUUAUUUCUCUGAUUAAAUCGAAUAUACUGACGUAAGUUUCCAUUUAACGAUUGAUUUAAAAAUAAAAAAUUCUACUCUAAAAUAUAAACACUUACCAUUUAAGAAAUUUGAAGUAUCACUUUUAAUUUACUUAAUAACAAAGAAAAUUAAAAAAAGUGCUGGAACGUACAGCUCGUGGAAGCAAUCACGCUACGACUAAGGAUAAGAUGCUCACUUAUACCCUUGUUUGAUUGUCGGGUCUCACUGCAAAUCAAUAAGAAUUGAAAAAAGUGGAUUGUCUAGAGUAAAUUUCGUCGGAAGUGAACCUAUAUCCGAUUCAAAGUUGCUAAAGUUUGCAGAAGCCAUUUUACCACUGGGUUUUGAUAUGAUUCUCGACUUUCUACGACGCCUAUUCAACUUUAAACUACCAAAAUCUGAGAUAACGUCUUCCAACUAUGCAAACGAAUUUGUUUGUUAAAACAUAUGGAGAGACAUCGGAGUUUUGGAUAUUUAUACUUGCAAAUCGUUGAAACUACUUCAUUGGAAUACUCUAAUCUUGAGUACUGUCUAAUAUCUUUAAAAGAGAAUAGUCUCUUUUGCUAAUUCUUCUGUCGUGCCACCGAUUGAAUCUCAGAGACCGGUUUAUCUACGUGAAUUGAGUAGUAUCACGAAUUUUAGUCUCCCAGUUGCACCUGCUGCAACUUCUGCUCAUAAACCGCACGCAAUGAAAGUUAUCCUAUCAGCUAUGUGGAAUCGUCGAAUGUUACGAACUCGUAAAAAGUUGGAAGGCAUUGAAGUUAAUGACACUGGAUUUGAACGCUUUCAUUCAGCUCCAACUGGUAGAAUAUUCUUAUUAGAUACAACAGAUACUCAUUUUAACAAUGAUAAGUGGGUAGCUCUUAAAGAUGCUAAAAAUGAAGAAACACCAUUUCUAGCUGUAUCGUCAACAAUACCAGUCGGUGGUGAAACUAGUGUUAAUACUGUUAAUGAUAACAGUCAUAAUGAUAUAAUCAGUUAUGAUGCUUCGAUGGAGCAACAGAAAUCAAAUGAUAUUGUCGAUGGUCAUAAUGAUAAUGUUAUUAUUUCCCAAUGUAGUCCGUCAUCAUUUGAUCUACCUGCUACAUAUUCAUUUUUUCAACAUUCCAGUAGUUCUGCCACUCGAGAAAUAAUCGGUGAAAAUCGCCCACGAACAAGUACCACAGUAUCACCGAUAAAUUUUCGUCCUAGUCCAGUAGUAAUUCCAUCUCUUUCAAGGCGUUUAACUGAAAGCUUAUUGACUCCAACACGUUGGGCUUCAGCAAUUAUCUAUCCGCAUAAAGAUAAUUUUACAGAAGAUAUUUUUCGUAAUAAAACAACUGAAUAUAUAGAGUAUAGACCAUAUUUUACAUAUUGGAUAUCAUUUAUUCAUAUAUUGAUUUUUAUUGCUGGUUCAAUCGGUUACGGAUUUGCACCAAUUGGUUUGGGGAUAACUACACGUAUUGUUGGCAAAGUGUUACUGCCCACAUUGACUAUUGAUCAAGUUUGUUGGAUAGAAUAUGAAAAUUUAUGGAUAGGUCCAAGGCAAACAGAUUUAGUCCGAUUAGGUGCACGUUUUCCGCCUUGUAUGCGAUUCGAUCCAGUAUUACAUGAUUCAGUGAUUAAACGUCAAAAGAAAUUUGAUCGUGCUUCGGGAUGUUGUAUUCGUAAUGAUGGUGGUGGUUGUUAUCAGACGCAUAGAGAAGUAUGCUCUCGUACACUAGCUACAUGGCUUCAUUAUGAAACAGUUAAUUUCAGUAAGCCACAAACUAAAGAACUACUUUCGACUAAUAUUGCAGAUCGUGAAAUUCACGUACAUAUAUUGAAGGCUUCUCAUCCUGAAAAUAAUUCUCACAGUCAUAAUAAUAAUAUAUCAAGUAUUAUACAUUCUCUACGUUCAACACGACUUGUUGGUCAAGCUGGACCUGUAUGUGGAUUAGAUCCAGAUUUUUGUGCUCGACCACGUUCUAUUGGAGCAUUUGCUUGGUCCGAGACAGAUGUUACUAAAUGGCCUGUAAAUAUUUGUGAAUUACCUGAUACUGUACCAAAUAUGGGUGGUUAUGCACCACAUAUGGAAUGUCAAGUAACUGGUCAUCCAUGUUGUUUAGGCAUAAAAGGUGAAUGCAUUAUGACUACACAAGAACAUUGUGAUUUUGUUCGAGGCUUUUAUUAUCCAAAUGCUGCACUAUGUUCACAAGUGAAUUGUUUAAAUCAAAUUUGUGGUAUGUCACCUUUCAUAAAUAAUGAAUACCCAAAUCAAAUGUAUCGAAUAUUCACUUCAUUAUUUCUCCAUGCUGGUGUAUUACAUUUAAUCUUGUCCCUUGGUGUUCAAAUGAUUUUUAUGCGAGACUUGGAAAAAAUGAUUGGUUGGCAUCGUAUCACUUUAGUGUAUAUUUUAUCCGGUUGUAUUGGAAGUUUAACAUCUGGAAUAUUCUUACCAUAUCAAGUAGAAACUGGACCUACAGGUGCACAGUUCGCUUUACUUGGUGUCACUUUAGUUGAUUUUAUACAUUGUUGGAAUUUUUUAGCACAUCCAUGGUAUGCAUUACUAAGAAAUAUUUUACUGGUAUUUAUAUUAUUCACAUUUGGUUUGUUACCAUGGAUUGAUAAUUAUGCAAAUGCUGGUAGUUUUCUAUCUGGUAUUUUAUUAUCAUUUAUUUUAUUACCAUUUCGUGGUUUCAUUUAUCCACCUGUAUCUCUUAGUGCAUCCAUAGCUACAUCAGUUAAUCAAAAUAUAUUUGAUAAUAAUUAUUAUAAUACACCUAUAACAUCACCAACAACACCAUCUAUUCUAUUUAAUUUCAAUUUACCUGAUAUAAAUCGUAAAAGUUGUACAUCAUUACAACAUCAUUCCUCUAUGCAUCCACAAUAUCUUCAACAACAAUUACAAUUACAACAACAAAAUUCUAAAUGUCAUCAUCGUUGUUUUAUUAUUAUAUUAUGUUCCAUUCUAUGGUUAAUAUUAUGUAUUGGUUUAAUUCUUAUGUUUAUAUGGGGUCCAAUUAUUAAUUGUCGAUAUUGUAAUUAUUUUACAUGUUUACCAUUAACAUCAAAUUUUUGUGAUAAUUUACAAGUUAAUGUAAAACAACGAUCUGAUUGUAUUUUACCAAAUUGGAUUUAACACAAUUUAUUUUGUAUCAGAAUUAUAAUCAUUUCAAUAAUUGCUAUCAUAAGUCAAUUGAAGCUAGAUUAUCAUAGAAAACGUGGAAAUGACCAUCCAAUGCUUCUAGAUUUUCCAUAGUGCUCUAGCUUCAAUUAACUCAUGAUCUCAAUUAUUGAAAUUUUCAUAAUGUACAUCUUCAUUAUACAAUAUUGAUCAAAUAUCAUGACGUUUUAACAGAUACAUUAAAGUAAUUUGUUUUUUAUUUUAUUAAAAUAAACUAUUUUUGGAAAACCAUUUUUUAGGUAUCUCUUCUUCCUUUGUGUGUGUGUGCAAAGACACCACUUUUGUUUGUAUUGUUGAAUAUUCAGUUUAUAAAUAUAAAUUUCGUAUAUC